Molecule: messenger RNA, 2777 nt
Organism: Mercurialis annua (annual mercury)
Lineage: Eukaryota; Viridiplantae; Streptophyta; Magnoliopsida; Malpighiales; Euphorbiaceae
Exons: 7
Coding region: 135-2477 (780 amino acids)
Cellular component (GO): nucleus
Molecular function (GO): zinc ion binding
Source: RefSeq, a predicted model, not a curated record
GAAAGAUCUUUUACUCAGAAGCAGAAUCCCUCGCAUUUCAACUCCAUCGUCUAAAAUCAGCUGCGAGAUUCAUCGACCCUCCGCACCAAAAAUAAACAGAACAUAGCACAACACCCACAGUCCCAACAACACCAAUGGCAGAAGAUCCAGAGAAGAAAUUCCAAUCCAUCAUGGCAAAGCUUUUCAGUUCUCCAAACUCCGUUUCAAAUCACCCCAGUUCAUCCAAAGGAGGUGGAGAAUUGUCACCAUCGUCUAGGGGCAAAAAAAGACCUAAUCCAGAGACUGCAUUGGCAUUAGUGGAGCCUAUUAAUAGACGUGAUGUGUUGUCCGUUGCGCAGUCUGGGCGGCGGCAUUCGACUGAUACUCCCUUAUGCAGACCUUGGGAUAGAGGUGAUCUUAUGAGGAGAGUUGCCACUUUUAAGUCCAUGACUUGGUUUGCUAAGCCCAAGGCGGUGAGUGCUGUAAAUUGUGCUAGAAGAGGAUGGAUCAAUUUGGAUACGGAUAUUAUAGGCUGUGAAGCAUGUGGAGCCCGUCUUCUUUUCUCUACUCCAUCAUCUUGGGCGCAGCAGCAAGUUGAGAAGGCAGCCUUGGUAUUUAGCUUGAAGCUGGAUAAUGGACACAAAUUGCACUGUCCUUGGAUUGAUAAUGCCUGUGAUGAAAGAUUAGCAGAAUUUCCUCCUACACCACCUCCAGUUUUAGUUGAUAAAUUCAAAGAACGGUUUUCUGCUAUCCUGCAACUUUUGGCCCUUCCUGUGAUUUCGUCUUCAGCCGUGGAAUACAUGAGAAGUGCACAGCUGGAAGAAUUUCUUAGACAGCCACCUACACUGGAUUUUGGAAAUGGAUCUACCCAGAUAACUCAAGUAGAGCCCCUUGCAAAUGAGUUGGAAGUUGAUUCUGCUAACUUAUAUUAUCAGGCACAAAAGCUCAUAAGUUUAUGUGGCUGGGAACCGCGAUCACUACCUUAUGUUGUUGACUGCAAGGAUGGUCAAAAGCAGGGAAUUAAGGAUGUCGACAUUUUGGAUUCGACCAAUAUAAUCCCUGUUGGACAAAACACAAGCAUUAGUUUCUGCUCUAGUACUGCAAAUGAAAGUGUGGAGGCAACUGACAACUGCCAUGCUCUUAGUGAACUACAAGCUGAUCCCCAAUCUACUGUUUUUGACUGCAAGCUUUGUGGAGCCAUUGUGGGGUUAUGGGCUUAUUCUAUAGUUCCACGUCCUACUGAGUUGUUUAGACUGGUCGGAUGCACAGAAGAAAAUAGUAAACAUAAUGAUGGAGAAGGUUUAGGCAACGAAAACAAAGUUGAUGACGGGGGAGCUGUUGUGACUUCUGCCUCAAAUAGCUCAUUAUCUACCAUAGACAGACCUUCCAGUCUGAAUUUGACAAUUGCUGGCGGUCCUCCUCCAACAAAACAAAACUUUAAAGCGACAAUUUCAUUGCCUCUUAUUGGCCGCAAUUUGAGGGCCAGGCUUUAUCAUGACUCUGAUUUUAGAGAUCAGACGUCUAAUGACCAAGAACCUCUAUCUGGAUGUCAUAAUAAGAAUCAGUCAGAGGAAAAGGGCAUUGCAGAAGACAGUUUUGUGGAACAAGUUUGUCAGCCAGAGGCUGUGGGAGUUUCAACUUGCAAAACUCCGAGUCAGGAACAAUAUAGCUAUGCAAAUGGUGAACAAUCCUCUUACUUGUGUCUUGAAAGUGAUGAAAAAGGUUCUGCAAAGGAGUCUGAGAUUUACAUAUCCUUGGAAGGAAUGGAUUUUGUCAUAGAAGGAAACAUUUCUGAAAUUGGUAUGCAAAAUUCCAGCAUUGAAUCCCCAACAAAGAGCAGUCCAGAUUUAGCACAAGGUUUUGGUCAAAGUAAUAUAUUCCCUGAUAAUUUACAAAGUGGGGGUUUCCUUGAUUCACCAAUAGGAAGUUUUGGCUGUUCUCAACUUAGAAUGUCUUCUGUUUCUGACCCAGGUGCUAGUGUCAGCACGGAAAACGGGAAUAAUAAACAUAACUCAUUAGUUCUGGUUACAUCCGAGAAUUGUGAUCAACAACAGGUUCCAGCAGUAAAUAGUACAUGUGGAAAGGAUAUUACUCAAAAGAUAGAUGCAAGAAAUGGUGAAACUCCUAAUAAUCAGAACACGUCAAUUACUCAAGCAAACAGCCAGGAAGGCAUCAAAGACAGAGUGCAGAAUCCUGCGAACAGUGAAGUUACUGCCUAUGGAAAGGACAUCAAACAAUUAUCAGAGAAAGCAAUGGAGUUUGAUCCAAUCAGGCAGCACCGACAUUUUUGCCCCUGGAUUCUAUCAACAAACAGUGGGGCAGCAGGAUGGCAGCAAACACUAUCUGCUCUGUUUCGUCAGAAAGAAGACACCACUCCUACAAAAUCCUCUCCAUCUACCUCCAAACUUAAGGUGGAUGAUCCUAUUGCAUCAGUAAGAAAGCUUUUUCAGUCGCCAUCUUCAUCAAAGAGAUUGAAAUCUACUCCCGGAUCUAUCUGAAGCAUCAGAUGCAGUGGAUCUUACAGGGAGUCAACAUGUACCUAAACGGCUAAACUGUAUAUUGAAUUGGAGUGCUUUCCUUUCGUACAUGGUAGAUGCAGUAAAAUCAGAAAUUAUGUAUUGAAACCAUGCUAGUAGCUGUUGUAACUGUAGGAUAGGCACUAUAACGUCCCUACUGCAGCCCAAAUACUUUGUGAAUUAUUCUGUAAAAUUACUACUACGAAUCUUGCAGUUUUGAACACUGCAGAGUGUUGUGAAAUUUUGAAAGAAAAAACAAUAAAAUGAAUUUGUUCUGUCGCA